This is a messenger RNA of Scylla paramamosain (green mud crab), 4386 nucleotides long. RefSeq names its product sarcosine dehydrogenase, mitochondrial-like (gene Sardh). The record is from RefSeq and is a predicted model, not a curated record. Lineage: Eukaryota; Metazoa; Arthropoda; Malacostraca; Decapoda; Portunidae. Gene Ontology annotation, molecular function: sarcosine dehydrogenase activity; protein binding. Gene Ontology annotation, cellular component: mitochondrion; cytoplasm; mitochondrial matrix.
GAAGGCGGGAGGGCUGGCGUUUAGUUGCAUGAGCCAACCCCACUGAGAAGGCGGAGCGACCAGCCAGUACUCAUUACUUUGAGUCACUUCGCGAGGAGCGGACAGGUUGCCUCGUUCCUGGACUCUACCUGUCGCCCCCUCUCCCUUCCUACACAACAGUGAGCCCACGGAAAGAUGACAGCGCCUCUGGGAAGGUGUGGGCGUAUGCUGGCGCCCGUGAGCAGCCUACGAAUGGGCGUAAGGACGUGCAGCCACAUCGGUGAAGGCAUACCUUACCAAAAGACGAUGAAGGAUAAGAAAGGUUCGUCAUCUGGUGGCAGCGUGCCCGAGUAUGCUGACGUGGUGGUGGUGGGCGGCGGGUCUCUGGGGUGCAACACCCUGUACCAUCUGGCGAAGCUCGGAGCCACCAAUACUGUGUUGCUGGAAGCCCAUAAACUCACGGCAGGCACCACCUGGCACACCGCGGGGCUGCUAUGGCGUCUGCGGCCUAAUGACACGGAGAUCGCCCUCAUCAACACCACGCGAGAGAUGCUGUGUCGCCUGGAGGAGGAGACGGGCAUCAACCCAGGAUGGAUCAACAAUGGAGGGCUCUUCAUAGCUUCCAGCGAGAAGAGGCUGAAGGAGUACCAGCGGCUGCAGACGGUGGGGCGCGUGACGGGUGUGGAGAGUUACAUCCUGGGGCCUACAGAGACCCGAGACCUGUACCCACUCAUGAACGUGAAAGAUAUUACGGGCACUCUCUACUGCCCUGGUGACGGCACAAUGGAUCCUGCAGGGCUGUGCCAAGCCCUGACAAGAUGGGCCACGCAGGCGGGGGCGCGGGUUUUCGAGGAAUGCCCUGUCACGGAGAUCAGAACCCAGGAGACACUGCUUGGUGGGCGGCGCGUGACAGAGGUGCACACUCCACGCGGUAUCAUCAAGACCAACGCUGUUGUCAACGCUACAGGUUGCUGGGCGAACGACAUAGCAGGACUGGUGGGCGUGGAGGUGCCCCUGACGCCCAUGAAACACGCUUAUGUGGUCACGGAAAAGAUACCAGGUAUUGAAAACAUGCCAAACGUUCGUGAUCAUGACGCGUCGGUGUAUCUCCGUCUGCAGGGUGACGCGCUGUCUGUCGGCGGCUACGAGGUCAACCCGAUCUUCCUAGACAGGCUCGACAAGGACUUCUCAUUUGGUCUCUACGAGUUGGACUGGGAUGUAUUUGGUGCUCACAUCGAAGGAGCCAUCAACCGUGUCCCAGUGCUCGAGAGCACGGGUAUCAAGUCGACGGUCUGUGGUCCCGAGUCCUUCACGCCUGACCACAAACCUGUCAUGGGAGAAGACCCGAAUGUGGAGGGGUUCUUCCACUGCGCCGGGUUCAACAGCAGCGGCAUGAUGCUUGGGGGAGGAUGCGGAGACCAGAUGGCGCGCUGGGUGCUGCACGGGCGACCGGAUCUUGAUAUGUUCGGUUAUGACAUCCGCCGCUACCAUCCACCACUCAACAACAACAAGGCUUGGGUCGCGGCGAGGUCCCAUGAAUCUUAUGCCAAGAAUUACAGCAUUGUCUUUCCCCAUGAUGAGCCUCUGGCAGGACGAGGCCAGCGCAAGUCGGCUGUUCAUCAGGAGCUGGAGAAUGCAGGCUGUGUUUUCCAGGAGCGCCACGGCUGGGAGCGGCCGGGCUGGUUUGCCUCCUCCCCAAUGCCUGUACUUCCCUAUGACUGGUAUGGAGCCUAUGAGACAACGCCGCCCCAUGCAGAGGACCCAUACAAAGCUCUCCUCUUCAAUGACUAUACUUUUGACUUCCCCUCUCACCACUCUCAGAUUCAUCAGGAGUGUCUUGCAUGUCGGGAACGUGUAGCUAUCUUCGACAUGUCCUAUUUUGGAAAGUACUUCCUGACAGGACCUGAUGCUCAGAAAGCUGCAGACUGGAUCUUUUCUGCCAACAUGGCCCGACAACCUGGAGCCACCAUAUACACCUGUAUGCUCAAUGCCAAGGGUGGUGUGGAGGCUGAUCUUACUGUAAGUGUGUGUGAAGGGGGCAGUGGGUCUGCAUGUGAUCCUGCCUUUGAGGGUCGUGGGUUUUACCUCGCGGCAGGUGGAGCGGCAGCACUGCAGAACCUUGCACACGUCACGAAGGAGAUCCGGAAGAAUAAAUGGAACGUCUCCCUCCUGGAUCACACAGAUGACAUGUCACUGCUGUCCGUGCAGGGCCGCCACAGCCGCACCAUCCUGCAGGAGCUGACGCCAGAUGACCUUGGAAAUGACUCUUUCCCCUUUUCCUCACACAAGGUUAUCACCGUUGCUGGCCACACCGUCCGUGCCCUCAGAGUCUCCUUUGUUGGGGAACUUGGCUGGGAGUUGCAUGUGCCAAAUGAGUCAGCGGCAGCUGUGUACCAUGCUGUGAUGGAAGCGGGCAAACCGUGGGGCAUCACUAAUGCUGGCUACCGUGCCAUUGACUCUCUGUCAUGUGAGAAAGGUUACCGGCACUGGCAUGGUGAUGUCCGUCCUGAUGACACACCCCUGGAGGCUGGCCUUGCCUUUACCUGCAAACUGAAGACUGACACCAACUUCUUGGGACGAGUUGCUGUGGAACGUCAGAAGGCCGAGGGUAUUAAGAGGAAGCUGGUGACGCUGACACUGCAAGAUAGCACACAGCCUCUGUGGGGGCUGGAGGCCAUUGUGCGUGAUGGCCAGAUUGUGGGCUAUGCGCGGCGGGCAGAGUAUGCCUUCGCACUGGGGCGUGCCAUUGCAUAUGGGUACGUGAAUCGGCCUGAGGGAGGUGCUGUCAAUAAGGAGUUCCUGAGCACUGGCAGGUGGCACCUUGAGUCCAUGGGUGUAAGUCUCCCUGCCACAGUACACCUCCGCCCACCCUUUGACCCCAAGAAUCUACGGUUGAAGGGUGACUAUGAAUAUGUGAUAGAAACAGAAAGAAGCAGUGCUCUGGUAAGCUAAAAAUAUGGCAUCAGUACAAUGUUAGGUACAAUGUUAGGACUGCUACGGAUGCUGAGUACCAUAGUGACUGGAUGGCCACAGUCUCUUGAAACAAUAUGGUCACUCAUGGCAGAAUGCAAUGGACAUUUAAGCCAAUUUUCAUUGUGAUACCAGACUGAAUUUAAAAUAAUGUUAUGUAAUAUCUUUCAUAAAACAAAUGCAUGCCUAUUUCUAUAUAACCAUAAGCUAUUAUCAAAUGCAAGUGUCUUGUUGUUCAAAGGCUACUUUGAAAUGCCACAGCACAACAUAACCAUUGUUAAGCAAGUCUUUUGCCCACUUGUUGGACAUCAAGUUUAGAUGGCAGCUUGUCUGCUUAAUUAUAUGAUCAAAAGUGUCGUGAGCAGUUUCCUUGUAUGAGCAGGGAAAAAACCAAGUUUCCUUGUGGCCAAGAGCAACAGCACUGGCUGGAUGAAGUCCUCCAGCCCAUUAUGUGAUAUUCAGUCUCUUGUUGGAGUUAGCAAACUGGAAUUGGAAUUACUGCCUCAGGAGGAUGCUGGAGACUGACAGUUGGGAUGUCUUAACUGUGAGGUUAUCCUCCAGCAACCAAGUUGUUAUGUAACUGUAGAAUCUAUUAUAGAAAUUGUUGUCUUGGAAAUUAUUUAUUAAUCAUCGUAAUAAGCUUAGCUACAGAGAGAGAGAGAGAGAGAGAGAGAGAGAGAGAGAGAGAGAGAGAGAGAGAGAGAGAGAGAGAGAGAGAGAGAGAGAGAGAGAGAGAGAGAGAGAGAGAGAGAGAGAGAGAGAGAGAGAGAGAGAGAGAGAGAGAGAGAGAGAGAGAGAGAGAGAGAGAGAGAGAGAGAGAGAGAGAGAGAGAGAGAGAGAGAGAGAGAGAGAGAGAGAGAGAGAGAGAGAGAGAGAGAGAGGUUUUUUUUGUGGAAAAUGAGCACUGUAUAAGUCACAAUAAGUAAGGGACAGGCUGGCAGGUGAUGGAUGAGUACAACAGGCUCAGCACCUGCACAGUUGAGUGUUAAUACAAUACAAAGCUUUAAGGAAAAAUUACAUGAAUUUAUGGUUUUCUAUGGAAAAUUGUUUUGUAACCAGGAGCUUCUUUGUGUAGGCUUACAAGCUUUUAAUAAGCUAUGUAUUUUUUUUAUAAUUUUUAUCAGCAAUCCAUCUGGAUAUUAUUUAAUGAUUAAUCAAAAUAGGUGUGAAUCUGGAGACAAAAUAUUAGUUUUUCACCCAAUGUUUCUGUCAGUUAUAAUGUAACAUGUCAAUGGUGACUACCUGCUAUAUACAGGUAGGUAGUGGUGAUGUGAUAUUUUGUUUAGGAGCCCAGGGGGCAAAGGAGCUAUCCUCUAUACAUUCCUAACUACAGAACACUGAAGUUAGCAGCUUGAAAUGUCUCUUUCUUCUGUUGUCCUGGUCUUGCAUUCUCCUGUUCAUGAUGUACCCUACUUGUUUCCAUAAUAAAAUAUUACU